AUGCAAGGGAAGUGUGACCAGUGCGAGCAGUUGUUCGGCCAGUACGACCGGUACUGCUUGGAUGCGGAAGUGGAAUUGAAGCCAAGCCGCUUCAAGAAGGUCAAUGGGGAGAAAGUGGCAGACGGCAAUGAAUGCUUUCCAUGCGAGGCCAGAGAGAUCGAUGACAAGUACAAUGAGCAUCGCACGGUGGCAGCACUGCCCGGGGCACGAAUGCCGACGGAGGGCUUCGACGUUCGAUGCUACCAAGUGCAAGAUUCGUAUGCGGACAAAUUCGAAGAGGCGUGGUGGCUGCCGCUGGACACCUUCAUCAAAGAGGCUGGCGGCAACCCGGCUUCUUUCAAGUCCCAAGACGCCAAAAUAGCUUGGGUUCUUGCUGCCACUGAAGUGGAAAAAAUCACGUGGGACGACGGGAAGCCUGGAGUGAUCCAGCACGAGCACAGUGACGGGCGCAAGAAGUUGCACAUUGGGGUGCGGACGGGCACCAAGAAGCAACAGGAGGAUGAAGAUCUGCGUGGCAACAGGAAGGUUUGUGAGCAGACCUUUGCCCAGUCGCUUGACGGUCAUCGGGCCAUGUUGCGUGGAGUGACGGAUGUAGGAACAUCCAGGGCUCGUGCUAUGCGAUAUGGUCAGAUGGAUGAUGAGGAUGAUGUGCAAUCCGAAGCCCCGACUGCAGAUGAUGGUUCGCAAUGCGGUGCUGGUGGAAUGCAGUUUGGUGUCUUUGAUUCGAAUCCUGCGUCGUCCUCGGCAGCAGACAAGCCGAAGCUAAAGAAGCCACGUACGAAUAAGACACCACCAGGCCACUCGAACCACCCUCGGCAGUUGUCGCCUCCUCGCAGUGAGCCGCCAUUGCAAGGGUCGCUGCCCGCACCCUUCCGUCCGACCGAUCCUCCGGUAAAUCCCCGGGGCAGCAAGAAGGCGAAGGAGCUCAUGAGCAAGGCGACCGAAGCCCUUACAAAACACAAGGAGACCUUCAGCGACAGCAGCAUUUGGACGAAUAGGACCCGCAGGCGUGUCCUUGAGGCUGCCAUCAAAAGCCUCUCCAACCUUGCCAACCAGCUGCUCACUUUGAAUAACGACGCUGCCGAAGGGUUGAGUCGGGAAAUCACAGAGUGGGCGGAUCAAGCGGAGAUCCGUUUUGAUUCUUUGGCCAGGGUGCGGUCAGCGACGCUGGACUAUGCCGAGAUUGAGGGCGUGGCCGAGGAGCAUUUGCAGCCCCUCCGAGAGCUAGGUGUGGCCAUGCUUUCCAAUGUGAUUCUCUUCGUGGCUGGCGAGUGCUUGAAACACAUGGAGAAGGACGGCAAAGAUGCCGAGGGUACCGCUGGAUUCUUUCGGUUGCUGAGCUGUCAGCACAAGGCCGCGGCGUUUUUGAGCGUCGGCAUGGUCUAUGAAGCUGCGUUGGUACAGCAAUCGGAGCGGUUCGACGAUGCGGAGGCCAUGGCAGCUGGUAUCGCGUCAAAUCUGCAAUCGCAGAUGCUUGCAUUGUGGCUGGACAAGGUGAUGCGUGUCAAGAGCCAGACUGACUUGAAUGGCAAUGGGACGAUGCAUUACACCUCGAGCGCUCGGCUGGAUGUUCAAGCGCUUCGAAUCAUGGCAACAAAGGCGUCGCCGCUGGAUGUGUACCAUGCGAAGGCGAUCACGGACUUGCGAAGUCAAUUGUCAAUGAGAUUGCAAACAUUGUCGCGCUCGACAAACUCUGCGGGCAAGCCGUCUGUCUCACAUAGUUCUCUUGCGGCUUGA
Symbiodinium necroappetens is the source of this 1737-nucleotide messenger RNA. NCBI's taxonomy places the organism in Eukaryota, Dinophyceae, Suessiales, Symbiodiniaceae. The record is from the annotation of a GenBank genome assembly.